Molecule: messenger RNA, 1143 nt
Organism: Kickxella alabastrina
Lineage: Eukaryota; Fungi; Kickxellomycota; Kickxellomycetes; Kickxellales; Kickxellaceae
Exons: 1
Coding region: 77-1027 (316 amino acids)
Biological process (GO): regulation of transcription by RNA polymerase II
Cellular component (GO): mediator complex
Molecular function (GO): transcription coactivator activity
Source: RefSeq, a predicted model, not a curated record
CUGCACUUUUCUUAUUAUCUGCAUCCUCAUCCUCAUCCCCCCUUUUCAUCACCUUUAUUUUUCACUUAACAAUACAAUGGGGUCGUUGGCGCCAGCAGAGGGCACACUUUGCGAGCAAAAGCUCGCCGACGCAUACGACGCCGUGGCCAAUAUCGACCGACUUGUCGAAAAGGCGUACGAAGCGCACACGAUACUUUUCAAGAUCUUCGGCGACAUCACUGGCGUCAGCUCUAUCCGCAAGGACAAGUCGAUAGCAGAAGCCACGCACACGGAUAUUUCCAACUCCCUGGACGCGUUGCGCACAAUGGUGGGCGCGAUCUCGCAGCAGCAGGAGACGCUGGAGCGGCUGGAGAAGAAGCCCCAGGAGAAGCUCAUUUCAGACGAUGUGCGGCAGUUGCUGGCCGAGUACUCGCCGUACGUGCGGCUGUUGACUGAACAGGGUGGGGUGCGGGCGACGGACGAGGCGAUUGAUGGGGCAGUGAGAGACCUGGACAUGUCGGCGAUGCGCCUACAGAUCGGUGACUUUGGCGAAUCCCUGGCGGAGGACGCCUUGGACAGGCACAUUGUUGUUCUGCAGGAGCGGCAUCCGCAACUGCACAUUGAGAAGCACACUGUGGCCGAGCGCACCAGGCUUCUGGUUGUGCGCAUUCCGACGAUCAUUCAAAUGUCAAUAAACCUCAAGCAGGUCGAGGGCAGUGGCGAGUUUGAGGUGAAUUCCAUCCACGUGAUUAGCGACGACGAAGAGGGCCCGUUUUCGAGGUUCCGCGUGUUUAAUCGGAUUGCGCACGACUCGAACAUUAUUUGGUUUUCGAUUGCUGGGUUUUCGGUCGAGCAUCGGUUGACCAAGGUUGUGCAGUGGUUUGCGCUUUUUGACAAUUUGUUUUCUGCCACAUGCAGUGUCUGCGCUCAGCAUCUGCAGAUGGACCCAAGGACGUCACAGUAUCUGCCGCCGCUGUGGCGUGAUAUCGACAUCAAGUCCACCGGGCCCAACAAGGCCUUCCACUACGCGUGUCUCGAAUCAGCAUAAAGCCCACGUAAUCAAGUUGACUUUGUGAAACGAUCAAAGGAUGAUUUUCUCAAUUUUGAGCAAUUACAGUAAAAAAUCGACUUUAUUUUUUCUUUAUUUUUCUCUUUACAAAAUAA